This is a messenger RNA of Diabrotica balteata, 1056 nucleotides long. NCBI's taxonomy places the organism in Eukaryota, Metazoa, Arthropoda, Insecta, Coleoptera, Chrysomelidae. The record is from the annotation of a GenBank genome assembly.
GGCAAAACGUCAAUUCACGUACUUUGAAUUAACAAACAAUAGAUGUUUAGUGUGUUCUACAAUUCUUAAUAAAUUAUUCGUAUUUAAGAAUUAGUUAACAAAGAGCAGUGUUCCGCGGGAUUGGAUUGGGGGUGAUUGUACUAUUUGUGUAGAAUAUUAGUUAAAAAAAAUGGAAGCUUUAAUAAACUUAUAUAAUUACUUUUAUAAUUUAGCAGAUCCUCGAGUGAAAAACUGGUUUAUGAUGGAAAAUCCCUUCCCAACAUUAGGAAUAAUUGGAGUAUACCUGUUAUUAGUCCUGCAGAUCCUGCCAAAUUUUAUGAAAAAUAGGAAACCUAUGGAACUAACGAAGAUAAUUAGAUUUUAUAAUAUAUUUCAAGUUGUCGCCUGUGUUGCUAUAAUGUACAGGAUCCUCACUUCAGGCUGGAUUCAAGGAGAAUACAGUAUUGGUUGUUCCCCGAUCGAUUACUCCAACAAACCAAAUCCCGUCAAACUGCUGGGUGCGUUCUACUGGAUCUACGUGUUAAAAGGUAUAGAACUGAUCGAGACUAUAUUCUUUGCUCUAAGAAAGAAAAAUAACCAGAUAACAGGCCUCCACAUCUACCAUCAUGGAUCUACUUUCUUCUUGGCAUGGCUUGGAUGUAAAUUUAUUGGAGGUGGUAUGGCUUCCCUUCCUCCCUUCGUUAACUCAUUCAUACACGUACUAAUGUACACAUAUUACUACUUGUCUUCUUUGGGACCUGAAUGGCAAAAGAAACUGCAACCGUGGAAACCAAGGCUUACUAUGUUGCAAAUGAUACAAUUCACACUCCUCAUAAUUCACUCUCUGACAGCGCUUCCAUCGGACUGCAAAGUGCCCAGACAAUUCCUGUUGAUCUACAUCCCGAACGUGAUUGUGAUUUUUAAAAUGUUUUAUGAUUUCUACACAGCUAGUUACACACCAUCCAAGAAACAAGUCAAUGGCUUCCACACAAAAGCGAAGAAAACUACGUAAUGACUAGCAGAUAUCUUGGUAUUAAUUAAUAUUAGUUAAAAAUAAAGGGUGUCCCAAUUGCACGU